This is a messenger RNA of Orbilia oligospora ATCC 24927, 1356 nucleotides long. RefSeq lists its product as uncharacterized. NCBI's taxonomy places the organism in Eukaryota, Fungi, Ascomycota, Orbiliomycetes, Orbiliales, Orbiliaceae. The record is from RefSeq and is a predicted model, not a curated record. Gene Ontology annotation, biological process: protein modification process. Gene Ontology annotation, cellular component: P-body. The transcript has a single exon. The coding region runs from base 1 to 1356 and encodes 451 amino acids.
AUGACAGAAAUACACGCCCUCCUCGACUACACCGACGAUAAAUCCUACGUCCAACCACUCAUCGAAUCCGCUCUCCACAAACACCUCCCCUCCCUGCACCUCCUCCACAACCAACCCACCACUCCACUUCCCUCAACCACCCCCCUCCUAACAUGGACCUCCUACGAAUCCCUAGACUUCCAAACCCUCCUUUCGAAUCCAACCACAAACCUAUUUAACGCCUACAUAAUCCGCAAGGCAUUAAUUCGAAAACACUAUCUCCUACAUACGAUCGAGAGUUAUGUGAAGAAAAACCCUAAGAGCGUGUUGAAGGAUGCGACGCCGGUUGGGGUUGAGUUUGAGGUUGAUUAUGUGGAGUUUUUGGAUGAGGCUUUGGUUGAGGCUUAUGAGUUGGUUGAGAGUUUGGAAAGGAAUGAAGGGGUGGAAGAGGAGAGGGGGAGGGAGUGGUGGAUUUUGAAGCCGGGGAUGAGUGAUCGUGGGGUUGGGAUUAGAUUGUUUUCGACGAUGGGGGAGUUGCAGGGUAUUUUUGAGGGGUGGGAGGAGGAGUCUGAUGAAGAAGAAGAUGAUGAUGAAGACGAAGAUAAAGCUACCAGGUCAGAUGGAGAAGAAGGAGAAGAAGAAGAUAUUAAAACUUCAACCGACGAUAAAGAAAAGAAAUCAACCGGCAUAAUCACCUCCAGUCUCCGACACUUCGUAGCCCAAGUCUACAUCCCUCCGUUCCUACUCACCCCAAAACCAAAUACUAAUAACCCUUCGAACAUCGGUCCUCGAAAGUUCCACAUAAGAACUUACGUCCUCGCCUACUCCGCUCUCAAAAUCUACGUCUACAGAAACAUGUUAGCCCUCUUCGCCGCGAAGGAAUAUACCCCUCCAUCAUCAUCAGAUUUCAACAAUAAUAAUGGUGAUGACACAUCAGAACCUCCAGAUCUAUCAGCACACCUCACAAACACCUGUUUACAAUCCGGUAUCCACGAUGGUAGCGUAAUCCCCUUCUGGAACCUCCCCGAAUUCUUUAUUAUAGAUCAAACAAAAGUGGAAGAAUGGUAUUCACAAGUAUGUGAAAUUACCGCAGAAGUUUUUAAAGCCGCUGUUAGCGGCGGGAGGAUACAUUUUCAACCUUUACCUAAUGCUUUUGAAAUCUUUGGGUUUGAUUUUUUGGUCGGGGAGGAUGGGAAGGUUAGGGUGUUGGAGGUUAAUGCUUUUCCGGAUUUUAGGCAGACAGGGGAGGAGGAGAAGGAACUUGUGGCGGGGUUGUUUGAGGGGGUGGUGGGGGUUGUUAAGACGUUUUUUGGAGAGGAGGCAGAGGAGGAUGGGAGGAUGGUGAAGGUGCUUGAUGUUGGUGUUGGUGGGUUUUGA